AUGGACGCUCUGGAACCUGUGAACGAGGCGGAGCGGCUGAAGGAAGAGGCCGAGAUCCGCGAGCGGGACCGCAAGCGGCAGCAGGAGCGUGAGGAGCGGGAGCGUCGGCUGGCAGCGGAGCGGGAGUCGGAGGACCGCCGGCGGCGUGAGGAGGAGGAGCGACGCAUCGAAGAAGAGAAACGGCGGCGGCGGCAGGAGGAGGAGUGGCGCCGCCUCGGCACUGAUAUCAUACAAGACCUUCCUCCCGUUCCGCCCUCCAUCGUUGCCGACGGCCUCGUCGAGGCAUGGUAUCUUGAUGAUGAGACAUCAAAGCCUACGUUGCGCACAGCCAGUCUCAAAAAGGGGCGCAGACGCGACACCCCUCCCGUCACUCUACAGCAGCUCAAAGAGCUGGGAGUCGUUUACUUCAAUGUCAGCUUGAACGAUUUUACUGUGGUGAAGCAAAUUGUAAAGGAGCGACAGUACAAACAUACAGAUGAAAUUCGCGUUUCACAAACGUGUAAGGAUGAGCAAUUUUUGGAACGUUGGUUUCAGGAGCAUUACAACGAAGAUGAACAAAUACGUGUUGUAAUUGAUGGUUCUUGUUAUUUUGAUGUGCGCUCCAAACAGGAUACCUGGAUUCGGAUUCAUGCCCAAACAGGAGAUCUCUUUAUUUUUCCUCCUGGGCUUUACCACCGUGGAACAUUGGAUGAGGACGAUUUCGUUGCCAUUUACCGCAUUUUUCAAGACUCUCCGAGAUUUGCUCCAUUUUUUCGUUCUGAUGCACGGGCGGAAUCUCAGAAAGUGCGUUUGAAUUAUUUAAUGUCUCUGAAAAAAGGGAAUGUUGCGGUAGAACUUGGAUUUAAAUGA
Messenger RNA from Trypanosoma theileri, 849 nucleotides. Its product is annotated as 1,2-Dihydroxy-3-keto-5-methylthiopentene dioxygenase. Gene Ontology annotation, molecular function: acireductone dioxygenase [iron(II)-requiring] activity. The transcript has a single exon. The coding region runs from base 1 to 849 and encodes 282 amino acids. Lineage: Eukaryota; Euglenozoa; Kinetoplastea; Trypanosomatida; Trypanosomatidae. The record is from RefSeq and is a predicted model, not a curated record.